This is a messenger RNA of Colletes gigas, 707 nucleotides long. RefSeq names its product ubiquitin-fold modifier-conjugating enzyme 1 (gene Ufc1). Bases 148 to 648 code for a protein of 166 amino acids. Gene Ontology annotation, biological process: protein K69-linked ufmylation. The transcript has 4 exons. Gene Ontology annotation, cellular component: cytoplasm. The record is from RefSeq and is a predicted model, not a curated record. Gene Ontology annotation, molecular function: UFM1 conjugating enzyme activity. NCBI's taxonomy places the organism in Eukaryota, Metazoa, Arthropoda, Insecta, Hymenoptera, Colletidae.
GUUUAUCCGAGUUUUUCGUUUCGCUGGACAAAGUUUAAUGAAAUAGAGUCUUUCUACUCGUAAAUAACCUAUAGUUUAAAACGAUAUAUACAAAUUACAAUCCAUUGUUGUCAUCGGUGAUAAUAUAACCUAGUAUAAAAGUUUAUAAUGGUAGAUGAAUCAACGAAGAAGACACUAAGUAACAUUCCAUUGUUACAAACAAAAGCGAGUCCUAGAGAUAAAGAAUUAUGGGUGCAAAGAUUAAAAGAAGAAUAUCAAGCUUUAAUCAAAUAUGUAACGAAUAACAAAAAAGACGACAACGAUUGGUUUCGUUUGGAAUCUAAUAAAGAAGGCACACGAUGGUUUGGCAAAUGUUGGUACAUACACAACUUGCUAAAAUAUGAAUUUGAAGUCGAAUUUGAUAUACCUGUUACCUAUCCUGUAACGGCACCUGAAAUCGCGUUGCCAGAAUUAGAUGGUAAAACUGCAAAAAUGUAUAGAGGUGGAAAAAUUUGUCUCACCGAUCAUUUCAAGCCUUUAUGGGCACGAAACGCGCCCAAGUUUGGAAUUGCUCAUGCCAUGGCACUUGGAUUAGGACCAUGGUUGGCAGUUGAAAUCCCUGAUCUUAUAGAAAGAGGUGCUAUAGUACAUAAGGAAAAAAUUAACUAAGAUAUUAUACGAUGUAUUCUUUUAAUUGUUAACUGAGAUUGAUUUAUUUGCUAAUCUGU